This is a messenger RNA of Striga asiatica, 360 nucleotides long. NCBI's taxonomy places the organism in Eukaryota, Viridiplantae, Streptophyta, Magnoliopsida, Lamiales, Orobanchaceae. The record is from the annotation of a GenBank genome assembly.
AUGUAUGUUUUGUUGAAAAAUCGCCGGCGCCUCACCGAUCCGGUUAUAGAUCUCUUUUCCGCUGCAUCUUCCCUCGCCUUCAUCAAAAAGGCGACUUCAUCUUCGAUUCACUGUUUCACAUUCUGGUUUUGCCCGUCUUAUGAACAGAAUGUAUCUGCACCUCCUAUGGAUACUCAGAAUACUGUUAGUGCUAAUGCUUGUGUCACUCAGACAGCUCCUGCAACAGAAAAAGACCCACUUGUGCAUUCGGAUUCAACCAUCGACCUUAAUCGGGAAAGUCGAGCUUUUGCUUGCUCGGCCUCAAUCGAGCAAGAACUGUAUUGUGUGAGGUUGCCUCUGCACCUCCAUUUGGAUUUGUAG